This is a messenger RNA of Funneliformis geosporum, 413 nucleotides long. NCBI's taxonomy places the organism in Eukaryota, Fungi, Glomeromycota, Glomeromycetes, Glomerales, Glomeraceae. The record is from the annotation of a GenBank genome assembly.
AUGAAAUGGCUUGUGCUCUAAGAUUAUUUGAGGUUAAAUCACGUUGUAACUUAACAGAUGAUGCCUUUUGGCAAACUAUGCUAGCAGUUAAUAAUGGUAAUAUAAGCCAAUUUCGAAUCAAAAAGAAGCUAAAAUUUAUAAAACAUAUUCAAUGUGAAUAUUGUGGAACACCAAGAUAUCAAAAUGCAACAUCAAAUAUACGUCUUGUUUCUCGACGUCAAAUGGCUUAUUUUUCAAUAAAAACCCGACUAAAAAUUCAAUAUCAAGACCCAAUACGCUCCCAGGAAUUGAGCUAUCGUGCUAACUAUACUUGUCGUCAAGGUUUUGGUUUAAAUGAUAAUAUUGGGGAUAUAUUUGAUGGUACAAGAUAUCAAGAACUUUUAUCUAGCAAUCUUUUUCAAGAUGAACGAGAU